GAAAACGGGCAGUUGGUGAACAAGCACCAACCGCAGGCUUAGGUUACGGCAAAAGGAAAAGGUCUAUGCUGGUUAAUUUAAACCGGGAUCAUUUCAAACCAGAGCAUCUAGAGCCGCCUCUCAGUUCCCUAGAAGUAGGUUCAUUCAGUGAUUCUAUAGGAGUACAACCAGGCCCAGCCCCAUCUUCUUCUUCUCCUUCUGCACCAUGUCUGCCAAGAAGGCCAAGGAGAUGGAGAAGUCCCCUUGGAGGAAGCCAAGCAAAGGGACCGACAAGAAGGAGAUACACGAUCGGCACACAACAUGGUUGCCAUCCAAAGAACCCACACAGGCAAAUGUAGAAAAUCCAGAGUGGCCACAGUUCCAAGUCCCCAAAACUCUGGUACAUCCUCCAACUCCAGUCCCCUGGUCCAAAUGGAGGGUAAAGAGGAUGCAACAAGCUCCUGCAGGUGAUGAGAAGGAGUCUUUAUUCUCCACCUCUGCAAACAUGUGUGAAGAAGCAAAGGCAUCCACUGCAGCAUCAAUGGCAGGAGGAAGUGGAGACCACCGAACCUGGCCAACAGAGAGCAAUACACAAGUCAAAAAGGAGGCCGCAGAGCUCCACUUAAACCCGGCAUCAAAUCGAUUAGAGGCAGCCGAUGUUCUUGAAACCUUUCUGGGUCAGCUUCUAACUUAUUUGCACGAGUGCCCAGACAGACCCUAUUUCAGCAACAUGGAAGAACCAGCUCUUGGAAGCAGAUACAGUCAGUAUGAGUAUGAGAAGAUCCUCCAUCCAGGCGAGUUCGAGGUGAUGCUGAGUAUUUCCCUUCCGGAAUGCAUUCAGUACACCGAAGUGGAGGGAUACAACGGUCUCUUUUACACCCUGAAUUUCCUGAAAAAGUCCCGCAGCUUCCCAGCGGCCCUUCUUCUGGAAGACGGGAGGACCAUAUCCCCAAGGAACGUCAUGGAGGAAUUCUGGAAGCACGUGGACCAGUUUGUGAAAACGUUUUAUUCGGUGCCUCUUCCUGGCUGGCAGGUGAAGCUGGAGAAGAAGAAGCCCAACUGUCCGGCCGUGGGCCUCCUGAUGCUGGAUCCCCAAGGGGUCAAGUUCAUGUCGGUCAGCCUUAUCCCUGCCUUGGAGAUGGCCGGUCAAUGGCCCUGCUUGAAGAAAGCCAAGGAUAUCCUAGAAGAGAGAGAAAUGCUGCCCCUCAUGAGGGUCUUUUAUUUUGUGGCCAAACAAUCUCCUGGAAGGCUCAACAAAGAGACCUGGAGGAUUUCUUUCUCGCACAUAGAGAAAGAGAUCCUGAACCGGCAUAGCAGCUCCCAAGCCUGUCGUAAGUACCACAAGGAGGACUGCUGCAGGAGGGAGUGUCUGAAGAUGCUGGAGGACCUGGUGGCCGCUCUCAAGGCAGAAUACCCCCAGAUGCUGGCCCACCUGAGUUGUUAUCACGCCCGGACCUCCUUCCUGCAUUCGCUUUGGGAGUCGAAGGCUGACACCGACUGGCAGCCUGGCGAGAUGGCUUCAUGCUUUGAGCGGGUCUUGUCCAACUUCCUUCACGAAGUGGCUACAGCUCAACUGCCCCACUUCUUUCUGCCCAAAUGCAACCUCUUUGGGGCCAAGUUCUUCCCUCCCACAAAGCUGAAGUUCCUGUGGUCCCACCUGAAAGAGAAGGAAGGGACGGCGAAGACCUUCACCGUGUCCCGCAAGAGGAGCUACCCCACUCCACUGUUGGGUCCUGACAUGACCUGGCCUCUCAUGGUCACCCUCGGCCUCAUUGGUUUGUUCUCCCUAGUUCUCCCUCAUAUGACAACUUAACUCCAUUGACAUGGUUAAACUAGCCUCUCAUUUCAACUCAUUGUCAUGGCUCCAUCCUACAGAAUCAGGGGGUCUGUAGCUUGGAGCAGUACUUAGAAUUUUCUGAUCGAUAACUGUUGUCUGAACUCUGUUUCUCAAAGCGUUCCAAUUCUAUUCCUUCUAAAGGAAUCUUGGAUGGCAUAGAUCUGGGGAAUCCACAACAGCCAUCCAGCAGAGGGAUCUUAAGUACCUUCCUAAACUAGAGAUCCCAGAAUCCCAAUGACAAUUAAAUUAAUACCAUACCCAUUUUGUAGAAGUUACUAUACUUGCUGUGUUUACACUGAGAAGGAAAUAUUGCUAAGCACUUCCAUCUAGUGGCCAAGAAAGUCCUGAUGUGACUUGAUGUAACUUUUUACAUCUGCAAGGACUGAUUUCCUCCGAAGAAAACAUUUGAGAAAAUGGAACCCAGGAUUGGAAAAUCCAUACAAAAUGUAUGCAAAAUAUCUAUAUCUAUAUCACAGUUCCCAUUACCUCUGAUGACUGGCCUUGCUGGUUGGGGCUGAUAGGAGCUGUAGUCAGGAAGGACUGGAGAUCCAGAACAUGAAACAUGGCACACGUUUAUUCCUUUUUGCUUUGAUUAUAUUUUCCUAAUGGAUUUGGGGUGGUCUUGAGAGCACAUCUACAUUUUGGCUUCUAAUACCAUGUCCUUUUCAAGCUGUUUACAAUUUUUCUUAGUCUCUGCUGAGUCUAUCCCUAACAUCUUACCUGUAGCCUUCCCCACAUCAUCUUACUUCCCAGUGUUGGACUACAACUCCCACGAUCUCGCUGCCAAAUAGAAUGGGAAUUAUAGUCCAAUACAUUUAAUUUUGCUUUGGGGCUGUUUUGCUAUUUCGCUUCCAUUGUUUAAACCCUCCACAUCUCUCGAAGGUCCUGUUCUCACAAUCUGAACAUUUUCUUCUUCCAUGUGUUGGAUUUGGAGUGGGAAUGGGAAUUAUUUGCCCUUCGUUUUUUCAUUGUUGUGUUGUUUGAUGAGUUGUGACAUUGUGAGUUUUCUUGUUUCUGAAAAAGAAAGAAAAUAAACAUACUUCAAAGAUGGA
This is a messenger RNA of Anolis carolinensis (green anole), 2868 nucleotides long. RefSeq names its product cyclic GMP-AMP synthase-like. The transcript is spliced from 7 exons. The coding region runs from base 206 to 1792 and encodes 528 amino acids. Gene Ontology annotation, cellular component: site of double-strand break; nucleus; cytosol. Gene Ontology annotation, biological process: positive regulation of defense response to virus by host; paracrine signaling; positive regulation of type I interferon production. The record is from RefSeq and is a predicted model, not a curated record. NCBI's taxonomy places the organism in Eukaryota, Metazoa, Chordata, Lepidosauria, Squamata, Anolidae. Gene Ontology annotation, molecular function: double-stranded DNA binding; chromatin binding; 2',3'-cyclic GMP-AMP synthase activity.